GAUCUCGACAGUGGACCGUGAACGCUGCGAGCGCACUGGCGGUUGCGCGGGAGUCACGUGUGUGUUUACAGUGGUUGUGUUGUACGAUAUUGUGUGAAAAGUUAAGGUUCCGAAAUAAGAAAUAGAAAGCAAUGGCCACAAUCUUAGUGAAUUCCACGCAAAGCGUACUAAAAGAAACGUACGACUAUUAUUUGUGGACUUUAUCACUAUCAGAUAACAGAACAAAAGGAUGGCCGUUAGUGGACUCUCCUUUGCCCACGGCGUUCUACACGCUGUUAUAUCUUUUCAUAGUAUGGUUAGGCCCUAAAAUAAUGAAGAACAGGAGGCCGUUCAAACUGACAUGGCUGUUAGUGCCGUAUAACCUGGCAAUGGCCGCCCUUAACGCGUAUAUAGCAGUCAGGUUGCUAACUGCGUCGUUUAGGCUGAGAUAUAGCUAUAUAUGUGAGCCGUGUCGGCAGAAGUACGAUCCUGAUGAAUUGCAGAUCGCGGACGCUGUCUGGUGGUACUACUUCUCGAAGCUUCUAGAAUUCUGCGACACGUUCUUCUUCAUCCUCCGGAAGAAGGAUGAGCAGCUGACCUUCCUUCAUGUGUACCAUCAUUCCACCAUGUUCUCAUUCUGGUGGAUCGGCAUCAAAUGGGUACCAAGUGGGUCAACGUUCUUGCCGGCAAUGGUGAACAGUGGGAUUCACGUCCUUAUGUACACGUAUUAUGGUCUGUCCGUAUUUGGCCCGGCAGUUAGCAAGUAUCUGUGGUGGAAGAAAUACUUGACCAUCAUGCAACUGAUCCAGUUUACCUGUGCCCUGAUCCUCGGCAUCAAUGGCAUCAGAACCGGCUGCGAGUUCCCCCUCUGGAUGCACUACGUCCUCAUCAUCUACAUGAUCUCUUUCAUCAUACUCUUCGGAAACUUCUACAUGAAGGCCUACCUUGCAAAGGGAAGCAAAUGCAUGGAGGUAAGAUACGGCCAAUGCCUGGACGACGAAGAAACCAUAGCGAAGAGAAAACUAAAAAGUAAUUAACAUUUAGCAUAAUGGCGCGAUUACACUUGGUUGUUAGCCCGAAUACGGGUGACAAUGGAAUUCGGGCCCGUAUUGGGGUAGAUUUCGUUUUGGUUACCCGAUACCGCCUUCCAGUCCGUAUUUCAGUGUAAAUAUUGCUUCGGGUGCCAGAAUUCGAGUAAUCUUCUAAGUUAGUUUAUUGGUUCAAUGUUAAUAAUUUAUGCUACAUUAAGGGAACACGCUAUGUGUUUGAAAUUUGUAUUACACACAUGUAUAACAGGUAAAAAUCAAUGUAAACAUAAAGGAUCGAAAUUUGAGACUUGUAGAUACCACAGUGUUCUUAGAUAUCACACUAGAUUCUAAACUGCAAUGGGGCCCACCUUUUGAUAAGUUGUCAAAGAGACUUAGUUCUGCAGCAUAUGCUGUAAUAAAAAUACGUCAGUAAACGGAUAUAGAAACUGCUAGAUUAGUCUACUUUAGUUAUUUUCGAAGUGUAAUGUCUUACGGUAUUUUACUGUGGGGAAAUGCUGCCGACAUUCAAAUUUAUUUGUGUUGCAGAAGAGGAUUAUUCGAUCAAUCUAUAAUCUUCAAUGUUAUCCUAAUGGGCAGUCAUGAUCUCUUAAAAGUCUCUUUGGUGGUCGUUACGUUCCCUAAAUUAUAGUUGGGCAAAGCGAAUGCUGGUUCAUGCGUCAUACUCGUGAAUGGGUGCUGCCAGCAGAGACGAGUCUGCCCUAACUACUUUGAUAUUGAAAAUGUCAAUGUACCUUCCUAAUAUAAAUAACAUUAUUUGUAUGUAUACUGUAUGACACAGCAAUUAAAAUGCAGAUGAAUAAAUAUAUAUUUAACAUUAUGUAAUGAAAGGUGACUUCAUGAAUCUCUCCGAAGACGACUCUGUAAAUAAUAAAACAGGGAGAAAACUCAGCCCUUGCUGAGUUUCUUGCCGGUUCUUCUCAGCACAAGGUCUCAGUAGGAUGGCGUAGCUUCUAGGCAUUCAUGAGUGCUUGUAACAGCCUAAACUGAAUAAAUGAUUUUGAUUAUGAUUAUGUCUUUCGUGCACCCGAAUACGGGCUAGCGACUAAAUGUAAUUGCGCUAUAGGAGAUGUAAGAAUAUUUAUUUAUAUUAAUCUUAAGUGCUCUCUAAGUUACCUUAUUUUAAUGAACUACAACAUUGUAAAACGGCAUUAUAAAUAAACGUAG
Chilo suppressalis (striped riceborer) is the source of this 2192-nucleotide messenger RNA. The record is from the annotation of a GenBank genome assembly. NCBI's taxonomy places the organism in Eukaryota, Metazoa, Arthropoda, Insecta, Lepidoptera, Crambidae.